Molecule: messenger RNA, 2460 nt
Organism: Nelumbo nucifera (sacred lotus)
Lineage: Eukaryota; Viridiplantae; Streptophyta; Magnoliopsida; Proteales; Nelumbonaceae
Product: LRR receptor kinase SERK2
Biological process (GO): protein phosphorylation
Molecular function (GO): protein binding; ATP binding; protein kinase activity
Source: RefSeq, a predicted model, not a curated record
GAGCCGUAUUAGCCACCCAGAUUCCAACUCUUUCAAUCUCUCUGCUGUAUAUUUUUCUAAAAUAAAGAUAACAGAGAGAGAGAGAGAGAGAGGAACGGACAAGAAGAGGUUUCUGGGUGUUUUUGGUGUGAACCAGAGAUGGGUUUUCUCCCUUCUCUUCUCUGUGUUCUCGCUUUCUUUGCAUUCUCUCGCUUUAUGAGACAUGUCACUGGAAAUCCCGAGCUCAGAGCGCUCAUGGAGAUGAAGGCGUCUCUCGACCCAGGAAACAGGUUUCUUUCCUCUUGGACUAGCGACGGUCACCCGUGCAGCGGUUCUUUUGAAGGUGUUGUGUGCAACGAACAUGGAAAAGUAGCCAACAUUUCGUUGGUCGGCAAGGGGUUGUCCGGAAGGAUUCCUCCGGCGGUUGCUGGGCUCAAAUGCUUAUCGGGUCUGUACCUGCAUUUUAACUCUUUGUCUGGAGAGAUACCACGAGAAAUCUCGAAUCUCACUGAGCUAUCUGAUCUUUAUCUCAAUGUUAACAAUCUCUCUGGGAGUAUUCCUCCUGAAAUCGGAAACAUGGCUAGUCUUCAAGUUUUGCAGCUAUGCUAUAACCAGUUGACCGGAAGCGUACCAACGCAACUUGGUUCUUUGAAGAAGCUCAGCGUUCUUGCUCUUCAAUUUAAUCAUUUAUCAGGUGCCAUUCCUGCGAGUUUAGGGGAUCUGGAGAUGCUUAUGAGGUUGGAUUUGAGCUUUAAUAGACUCUUUGGUUCAAUUCCUGUAAAACUAGCUGAUAUUCCCGCGCUAGAGGUUUUAGACGUUCGCAACAACUCCCUUUCAGGCAAUGUUCCUCCUGCCUUGAAGAGACUGAAUGAGGGAUUCCAGUAUGGAAACAACUCGGACCUUUGUGGAGUUGGGUUUUCUACUUUGAGUGUUUGCAGUGCUUCAGAUCGUUUGAAUCCCAAUAGACCUGAACCCUUUGGUCCAAGCAAGAAUGGCCUUGCCACCAGGGCCAUCCCAGAGUCAGCCAACUUACCUCAACAUUGCAAUGGGACUCACUGCUCAAGUUCUUCAAGAACCUCCCAAAUUGCUGUUGUUGGUGGUGUCAUUGUAGUUGUUAUUUCACUGACAGCUACUGGUCUCUUCACGUUCAUGUGGUAUCGUCGCCGGAAACAGAAGAUUGGGAGUGCAUUUGAUAAUUCGGAUUGUCGGCUUAGCAUUGACCAAACUAAGGAGGUCUACAGGAAGAGCGCUUCCCCUCUCAUCAGUCUUGAGUACUCAAAUGGAUGGGAUCCACUGGCUGAUGGGCGAAGUGGCAGUGGGUUCUCCAAGGAAGUUCUUCAGACCUUUAGGUUUAAUUUGGAAGAAAUAGAGUAUGCAACACAGUACUUCUCUGAGAUAAACUUGUUGGGGAAAAGCAACUUCUCGGCAAUAUAUAAAGGGAUUUUAAGAAAUGGUUCUGUUGUUGCUAUCAAGAGCAUUAACAAGACCAGUUGUAAGUCUGAAGAAGCUGAGUUUUUGAAGGGAUUGAACAUAUUGGCCUCUUUGAGACAUGAAAAUCUUGUAAGGCUGAGAGGAUUUUGCUGUUCAAGAGGUAGGGGUGAGUGUUUUCUCGUAUACGACUUUGUCCAGAAUGGAAACUUGUCACGGUAUCUUGAUGUGAAGGAUGCAAAUGGCCAGGUUCUUGAAUGGCCAACUAGAGUUUCUAUCAUCAACGGCAUAGCCAAAGGUAUUGAAUACUUGCACAGCAACAAAGUGAACAAACCUGCUCUUGUUCAUCAAAACAUAUCAGCAGAGAAGGUGCUUAUUGACCAGAGGUUCAACCCUCUGAUCGCAAAUUCUGGCUUGCACAAACUCCUGGCAGAUGACAUUGUCUUCUCAGCCCUCAAGGCCAGUGCUGCCAUGGGAUAUCUAGCCCCCGAGUACACCACAACUGGCCGCUUCACGGAGAAGAGUGAUAUAUAUGCAUUUGGGAUGCUAAUAUUACAGAUUCUUUCUGGAAAGCGAAGGAUUAGUCAUUCUAUGCGUCUAGGGGCUGAAUCGUGCAAGUUCGAAGAUUUUAUGGAUGCAAAUCUUGAAGGGAAGUUCUCUGAACCUGAGGCAGCAAGGCUGGCAAGAAUUGCACUACUUUGCACCCAUGAAUCUUCUAACCAACGACCCAACAUGGAUACAGUGGUUCAAGAACUCGGUAAGAUCCGCAGUGGUUCAUGAAGCCUACUGCUCGGAUGUCUUGAACUUGAAUCCUUGCCUGUAUAAAUGUUUCCCAAUUGGGGGUGCAAGUUUGACAAAGAGAGAUGAAGCCAUCUAACCAUGCUUUGUCCUUCACCGAGGACAAAUGUUGUGAAUGUUAAAUGUGAUUUUGCUCCUUUAAUUUGGAGGUAGAAAUUGAAGGCCAUUACCCUCCUUUUUAUCUGUAUGUCAGUAUCAAUUGAUCUACCUUUCUUUCAUUUCUAAAUUGAAUCUCUCAACCAGGAAAUUAAGAUA